UGAACGUAGCAGGUUAAAGCCAUUCUCAUUUUUCCCCCAUUGCGAAGUGGUACAUUUUGUAUAGGAAGUAGUUCUGUCGGAUUGUGGCGAUUAGAGGGAGAGCGAGGAGACUGUUCCUGGGCUGUUAGAUAGAGGGAACAUGUGUGGAUGUGCAAUUUCAAACAGUUGAUCAUAGAGGAGAGCCUGAGAAAAAAUGAGGCUUGAAUAUUCCUCCAUCGACCAACUUAGUGCUCGGAUAUUUUUGCUGCUAUCGGCUCUAACAGUUUUGGUGCAGAACUCCGAGGCAGCGGCUUGUCAUGGGUGUGCAACGGCCUCAAAUUGUGACUGUAGUGGAGUCAAAGGUGAAAAGGGUGUGAGGGGUCUGCCAGGACUGGAAGGUCACAUGGGUUUACCUGGUUUCCCAGGGCCGGAGGGGCCACCUGGACCAAGAGGUCUAAAGGGUGACACUGGACCACCUGGGUUACCAGGACCUAAAGGAAUAAGGGGACCUCCAGGUCUUCCAGGCUUUCCCGGAACCCCUGGUGUCCCAGGGUUACCAGGUCAGGAUGGUCCUCCGGGUCCUCCAGGCAUCCCAGGUUGCAACGGAACAAAGGGCGAACGAGGAUUUUCAGGUGGUCCUGGUUUUCCUGGGUCACAGGGCCGUCCAGGUCCCCCUGGGCUUCCAGGCCAAAAGGGUGAACCAGGUGAGGUGCUGUCACCGCAGGUUUUUGGGUACAAAGGAGAUCCAGGAUUGCCCGGUGUCCCUGGUUUACCAGGUCCCCAGGGCCCAGUGGGAGCUCCAGGUAAUCCUGGUCCUGUUGGUCCAGCCGGUCAGCCGGGUAAUCCGGGCCCUCCUGGUCCACCUGGUCCAAAGGGGAACAUGGGCUUGAAUUUCCAAGGACCUAAAGGGGAGAAGGGUGAUCCAGGUCUUCAAGGUCCCCCAGGUCCCCCGGGUCAGUUGGAACAGCUGAAUUCCCCUGGCGUCGAUUUUCAGAAAGGAGAAAAGGGUGAGAUGGGACCACCUGGUGAUCCUGGAGAGAUUGGCUUUCCUGGCCCUCCUGGCCCUCCUGGCUUUGGCAGCAAAGGCGAGAAGGGUGAGCCAGGAGAUAACGGAAAGAGAGGUAAACCAGGAAAAGAUGGAGAGCCAGGUGGCCCUGGAUUUGAUGGUCUCCCAGGGGAUCCAGGUCAAUCAGGAAUUCCAGGUAGAGAUGGACCCAAGGGUCAGAAAGGAGAACGAGGUUUCCCUGGUCCACCGGGCAUUACAUUUCCACGACCAGGUGUUACAGGUGGACAAAAAGGUGAUCCAGGGUUUCCAGGCUCUCCUGGAGAAAAAGGAGAUCGAGGUCCCCCAGGACUUCCAGGAGUACAAGGACCACCAGGUGCUGCAGGUCAGUCCAGUCCGGGACCACCAGGCACCCCGGGUUUCCCAGGUGAAAGAGGUCAGAAAGGGGACAAAGGCGUUCCUGGAUUUGCACUGCCAGGUCCACAAGGAGCAAUUGGUCGCCCAGGCCCCAGUGGUCCUCCAGGGCCUCCCGGUCAACCAGGGCAUUCAGUUCCUGGCGUUGGGUUGCAAUGUCAGCCAGGGCAGCCAGGAUUACCAGGGUCACCAGGAGCACCUGGCUUCCCCGGAGAGAGAGGACUGAAAGGGGAUAAGGGAGACACAUGCUUUAACUGUUUUGGUACUGGCAAUGGAGCUACUGGUCUACCAGGACCUCCUGGACCACAUGGACUUCCAGGUCAACCAGGAUUGCCAGGAAUGAAAGGAGAUCGUGGACUACCUGGUCCGAUUGGAACUUUGGGACCGCCUGGUUUGCCAGGCCCUCCUGGUAUUCCAGGAGCCCGUGGCCCGAAAGGUGACCGUGGAGAUGGCUUCGGCUUUCCAGGCUCAAAAGGUGAUCGAGGGAGCCCUGGUUUCCCAGGACCUCCAGGACUUCCAGGAUUAGAUGGCACACCAGGAAGAAAUGGUCUGCCUGGACCACCUGGUCCUAAAGGAUUACCUGGUGGGUUGGCCCUCAAAGGUUCAAUUGGACCCCCUGGAGAUCCAGGCCCCAUCGGAUUUCCAGGAGAGAGAGGUCCCCCGGGACCACCAGGAUUUGGUCCACCCGGUUAUCCAGGGGAGAAAGGUGCUCAAGGUGUAUCAGGCCGUCCCGGAGCCCCUGGAGCUCCAGGUGCUAAAGGUGAUCCAGGUCAAACAGUCUCUGAGCCUGGCCCAAGAGGUGCUCCUGGGCUCCCGGGUGAACCUGGGCUGGCAGGUCGCCCAGGUGACCCAGGCCAACCAGGGCAACCUGGUUUACCAGGACUUCAGGGACCAAAAGGGGAUAGGGGAGUGCCAGGCAUUGGAUUCCCUGGUCCAUCAGGCCCAAAAGGUUUGCCAGGAUUACCAGGAUCACCAGGUGCUCCAGGAGGUCCAGGAAGACCAGGCCGUGAUGGGAAUCUAGGUCAACCAGGAAUCCCGGGACCAAAGGGAGAUCCUGGCUUUGGGCUUCCAGGACCACCGGGUCCACCUGGUCCACAGGGGAUCAAUGGGCUGCCAGGUCCUAAAGGUGAUCCAGGAAAUCCUGGAUUACCAGGCCAACCAGGGAGACCAGGAUUAGAUGGCACAUUUGGAUCGAAAGGUGAUCCAGGUUUUACUGGCCCUCCAGGUCCUCCUGGAGCAGUAGGACCCCCUGGAAUAGGUGGACGAGGCAUCCCAGGUCCACAAGGCCCACCUGGGCUUCCAGGUCAACCAGGAUUGCCAGGUCGUAUUGGUGAAAAGGGAGAUCCUGGUCCCCCAGGGCUAGAUAUCCCAGGCCCUCCUGGUGAGAAAGGAAACACAGGAUUCCCAGGCAGUCCAGGUCCAGUUGGCUCUCCAGGAAUACCUGGUCAACCAGCAAGGGAUGGGUUACCAGGUCCACCAGGUCCUAAAGGUGAAAUGGGUGUCAUGGGAACGCCAGGUCCUCCGGGUUCUCCUGGUCUUCCAGGUGCUCCAGGUUUUAUCGGUCCAAAAGGUAAUGAGGGUAUCCCAGGUAGAUCUGGAAACCCAGGCGGACCUGGCAUUAAAGGUGACAAAGGUGACCCUGGCCCUCCAGGUGCCCCAGGAACAAUUGACCCAGGCCAGAUCUUUGCAGGACAGAAAGGAGAGCGGGGUAUCCCAGGUCCACCAGGUCUUCCAGGCGCAAAGGGUUUCACAGGAUUAUCUGGUGACCCAGGAGCACCAGGACAAGAUGGUUUACCAGGAUUGCCAGGAGGUCCGGGGAUCAAAGGAGACCCGGGGUACCCAGGACAACCAGGAUCUCCGGGUCUACCAGGACCAAAAGGAUCAAUGGGUGAAAUGGGUCUUCCAGGUCCACCAGGUAGUAAAGGUACUCCAGGAAGUCCUGGUCGUCCAGGUCAGCCAGGUACUCCAGGUGGUCCAGGCUUAAAGGGUGAAAAAGGUGAUUCAGGUAUUCCAGAACUAGGGUCCCCAGGCCCUCCUGGUCAAAAGGGUGAACCAGGUGCUCCUGGUUUCCCAGGUAAUCCUGGAGGUAAGGGUGUUCCAGGUGGCACUGGUCUUCCUGGAUUGCCUGGUGCACCUGGUCCUAAAGGUGAUUCUGGCCAACCAGGAUUCCCAGGUACACCUGGAAUUCCUGGUCCCAAGGGAAUUGAUGGCUUCCCAGGUCCUCCUGGCCUUAUUGGACCACCUGGUCCACCAGGUGAGCCAAGUCUUCCUGGAAUUCCAGGUUCUCCAGGAGAGAAAGGACAACCAGGCCGAGAUGGUAUUCCAGGCCGAGCUGGUCUGAAGGGAGAUCCAGGUCCUCCAGGCCUAGGACGCCCAGGAGCCCCUGGUCCUCCAGGAAUUCCAGGACCAAAAGGAGAUCCAGGUGUUCCAGGUAGUCCAGGAGGUCCAGGACCUCCAGGUCUUAAAGGUGAUCCUGGAUUCCCAGGAUUCACAGGUCAGCAAGGCCCACCAGGUCCCCCUGGCCCACCAGGACGACCAUUGGAAGGCCCAAAAGGUUCACCCGGAUCUCCAGGACAGCCUGGAAGAACAGGUCCACAAGGUUCAAUGGGUCCCCGAGGCCCACCAGGAUUUGGUGGUAUCAAAGGAGAAAAAGGCAAUCCUGGUCUUCCAGGACCACCAGGGUUCUCUGGCCUAAAAGGGGAAAUUGGACCACCAGGACUUCCAGGUAGCCCAGGACAACCAGGCUUCACAGGGCUGAAAGGCGACCCAGGUUCAACAGGCCUGCCAGGCUUUCCAGGAAUGAAAGGAUCUCCUGGAUCUCCCGGUCCUAAGGGUUUGCCGGGUGAUUUAGGCCCACCUGGCCCUCGAGGUCUACCUGGUCCACCUGGACCACAAGUACCAGCUCGAAUUGUCAAAGGAGAACGGGGUUACCCAGGACCACCAGGUCAGCCUGGCACUAAAGGAUUACCUGGUCCAAUUGGUCUGCCAGGGCCUCCAGGUCCAGCAGGACCCCCUGGUGACCCAGGUCAAGAUGGAAUUCCUGGGUUUAAUGGACCAAGUGGACUAAAGGGAGAAAGAGGCUUUCCAGGGGAUACGGGUGACAGAGGUUUUCCAGGCCCACCUGGUCCAGAUGGGACUCCUGGAGUGCCAGGCCUUCCUGGAUCUCCUUCUGUAGCUCAUGGAUUCUUGGUUACCCGACACAGUCAGUCAACAGACGUGCCACGAUGUCCUCCUGGAACAUUAACCAUCUAUGAUGGGUACUCUCUGCUUUAUGUACAAGGGAAUGAAAGAGCACAUGGUCAAGAUUUGGGAACUGCUGGGAGCUGUCUGCGGCGUUUCAGUACAAUGCCAUUUAUGUUCUGUAACAUCAACAACGUCUGUAACUUUGCCUCAAGGAAUGACUACUCCUACUGGCUCUCAACGCCUCAGCCAAUGCCAAUGAGCAUGGCCCCAGUAAAUGGGGAAAACAUCCGAUCCUUCAUUAGCAGGUGCAGUGUGUGUGAAGCCCCAGCAUUAGUAAUAGCCAUUCACAGUCAGACUAUUCAGAUCCCGCAAUGUCCGGAGGGAUGGAGCUCACUGUGGAUUGGAUACUCUUUCAUGAUGCACACCAGUGCUGGUGCUGAAGGAUCAGGCCAAGCUUUAGCUUCUCCUGGUUCCUGCCUGGAGGAAUUCCGAUCUGCACCAUUCAUCGAAUGCCACGGUCGAGGCACGUGCAACUAUUAUGCCAACUCGUACAGUUUCUGGCUCGCCACAGUUGAAACAGUGGAGAUGUUCAGUAAACCGCAGCCCGAGACUCUAAAAGCGGGUGAACUCCGAACACGUGUGAGCCGCUGUCAAGUAUGUAUGAAAAGGACGUAAUGCAUUGGCUUCCGACAUUGAGACAACAAGAGAAAUCGGCUGAGAAGAAAAUAUCCAGCUCAAUAAGUAAAAACUGUAGGGCGCUCUGUCUUCCAUUUACAAUGGUGCUACUGUGCGAAGCAAAAACAAACACAAAAAAAAACAAAAAAUAACUGUUCAUACAUAACAUUUGUACGUACCUCAUGUAAAGAGUAAUCAGUGCAUUUUGGAAAGGAACAAGCGAGAAACUGCAGUGUUGUGGAAUGAGAAACAGUGGUGCUCCUGUUCUUCUGAUUAUGAGUGGGAAGAGGUGACCCCCCGAAAUGGCACUUUCUUCAAUUUAAGAGUAAUGCACUGAAAACAUUACAACAACAAGACUGCUUACACCAACAUUAUAUUUCUGUUUGUUUUUGAAAGCAACUUUUUCUCAUGGUGCUACUAACCAACUACUGCAUCCAGGUUCUUAAAUAUUAAUAAUUAAUAAUCAACCUGUUAUUUCCUUGAUUUUUUUGUAAGUACUGAAAAAUGUGUAUAUGAUGUAUCCAGGCUUUAAUCACUUGAAGAAUUUCAGCAUCACAGUUAUCACCAAUUUGUGCUUCACAUAUUACCAGCUCAAUUAGCAUUUUUACAUAUUUUUGUUAAAAGUAACAGAAUUGUGGAAAAAUGCAGUAUUUUAUAUUGGAUUCACUUUACGAGAUUUCCCACUUUACUAUCAAACUACUGAUUUUUUUUUGCUUUUUAAAGACAAUUUGAAAAUUAUCCUUCCUCCCACCCCUUUGUCCUUUUCAAACAUUAUGGGCUGCAGAUUUCAGUUAAUAAAUUUUUUUUGGAAAUUGUAAAAAGUUGUAUUUGUAGUUAUGAUCAGGGUUUUUAAUAUGAAAAAAAUAUACACUGUGCUACAUAAUUACAGCUUUUCUAAAGGGCCUUUAAAUGUUAAAUAUACUUUUUUGUAUUGUCUGAAAUUAUGUAAAAUGAUUAGCCAUAAAAAGUGCCUGUGAAGAGAGACUAAACUGUGUUUAUAAACCAUUUGCAUUCAAAUCGUACCCUGACUCUAUGCUAGCUUUCUGCCUUCCUUCUAGCAUUGUUACCGUACAGCAAACACAAAAAGGUUACCAAAGGUUCUUUUAUUUUACUUCAGCAAAGAUAUGUCUCUCUCCAAAAGUGUUCUUUCUUGUAUAUUAUCCAGGACAGUUCCAAACAACUUUAUAAAACAAAAAAUACAAAGGAAAAAACACAUCUGAAAUAAAGGAAACACUGACUUAAA
Stegostoma tigrinum is the source of this 6497-nucleotide messenger RNA. It is a transcript of the gene col4a5, whose product is annotated as collagen, type IV, alpha 5 (Alport syndrome). Bases 194 to 5254 code for a protein of 1686 amino acids. The record is from RefSeq and is a predicted model, not a curated record. Gene Ontology annotation, cellular component: collagen trimer; basement membrane. NCBI's taxonomy places the organism in Eukaryota, Metazoa, Chordata, Chondrichthyes, Orectolobiformes, Stegostomatidae. Gene Ontology annotation, molecular function: extracellular matrix structural constituent. The transcript has 53 exons.